ACAUUAAUCUCUGGAGCAGUGGUUGAACAAUUGGAUUUCUUAAGAAUCAGUGAUACAGAAGAGCCUCCAGAAUUUAAGAGUUUUGAAGAACUGGAACUUCCAAAACAUUCAAAAGUCAAGAGGCAAACCAGCACACCAAAUGCAACUGAGUUGGAACAGCAGCCAGAUAUUAAUAGUAAUGAUUGGAAAAACAAGCCAGUUUAUGAGAUACUUCAGAAACUGAAUGACUGCAGCUGCCUAGCAAGUCAGAUAAUUCUGUUGAACAUUUUGCUCAAAAGGGAAGGUCCACAUUUCAUCACCAAGGAAGGCACUGUCUCUGAUCACAUUGAAAGAAUAUACCGAAAAGCUGGCAGCAAAAAGCUCUGGUCUGUUGUGCGCUUCGCAGCAAGCCUUUUAUGUAAGCUAGUGGACAGCCUUGCCCCAUCUAUUACUAAUGUUUUAGUUCAGGGCAAGCAGGUGACUCUUGGGGCAUUUGGCCAAGAAGAAGAAAUUAUAUCUAAUCCCUUGUCUCCAAGUGCAAUUAAAGACAUCAUCUACAACAAGUGUAAUUUGCAGGACGAGAGAGAAGCUGUUCUUCAACAGGAACUUGUCAUUCAUAUUGGCUGGAUCAUCUCCAACUCCCCUGAGUUAUUUAAUGGCAUGCUGAAGAUACGUGUGGGGUUAGUACAUCACUCUCUUAACCUGUUUUCAGUUAUGUCUGUGAAUCCUUAUAUCCCACCUGCACAAAUUGAGAUACCUGGGUCGCACGUGUCUCCUGGAAGGCUUGGGAGAACCUCUAGAGCCCUUCCAAGUGUUACCACCUUCCAAGUGUUAAAUAUUAAUAGAACAGUAAUAGAAAGUUUAAUAUAUGUAUAGUCAUGGUCCUAACUGCUUAAUUCAUUUCAAAAUUAGUUUUUGCCUUGAUCCCUCCUACUUUUUUGCCUCAUCUCCCCCAUUUUUCAUAGCCCCUGACCUCCCAGCAAAAGGCCAAGUAGGAUGCCUGCUGCAACACAUCUCAAUACAUAUUUUUUCUUUAGAAUAACCAUUUUCAUGGGCAUCCUUAUGCACAGUUGA
This is a messenger RNA of Python bivittatus (Burmese python), 1053 nucleotides long. The record is from RefSeq and is a predicted model, not a curated record. NCBI's taxonomy places the organism in Eukaryota, Metazoa, Chordata, Lepidosauria, Squamata, Pythonidae.